UACGGGUGUUCUAAUGUAUUUCAGCACGCAUACAGACAGUUGCUAUACAGUCCGGCACGGUGGAAAACAGCGCUGCCGACUAACAUCAAGACGACUGCAUUUGCCAUCAAAACCGAUCAGAGCCAUAACAACUUCCAAGAAUGCCGGCACUACUCAGCACGGAAAGGCUUCUUCUCCUCUAUCAUCGAGAACAUCAGAGAGGACAUCGCCAAGAACAAGGAAAUGAAAGACAACAUCAAGAAAUUCCGAGAGGAAGCUCAGAAGCUGGAGAACUCGGAGGCGCUGCAGGCGGCGCGGAAAAAGUUCCACGCCGUGGAGUCGGAGGCUUCCAAGAGCUCGGAGUUCCUGAAGGAAUCUCUCGGAGGGUUCAAGGAUAAGAUGGAGCAUGUUUUGGAGGAAGCUGGCAAGACUGAGAUUGCGAAAAAGGCUGGUAAAUUCACGGAAGACAUUUCAAAAACGGCCAAAGAUGCAGCGGAGAGCAUAGCCGACAGGAGCUCCAAGCUCGGCCAGACGUCAGCAUUCAGAACCAUAUCACAGGCGACGGAGGUGGUGCGGAACGAGAUGGCGCCGCGCGGGCUCGAGGGCCGCGUGUACAGCGCGCCCGCCGCGCUCAGGAAGCGAGUCGAGAUCGGCGAGGAGUUCCGUACGUUCGCGGCCGACACGGAGACGACGGGCGUCGAGCUGCACAAGGACUCCAAGUUCUACCAGCAGUGGGAGGAGUUCAAAAACAACAACCAGUACGUCAACAAGGUCUUAGAUUGGAAAAUUAAAUACGAAGAAUCCGACAACCCAGUGGUCCGCGGCGCGCGCUUCGUCACCGAGAAAAUGGGUAGCCUUUUCGGCAACAUGUUCGAGAAAACGGAACUAUCCAACACCCUCACAGAAAUCUGCAAAAUAGACCCAAGUUUCACCUCGCACAAAUUCCUAGACGACUGCGCUAACGACAUCAUCCCCAACAUACUCGAAGCCAUGGUCAGAGGUGACCUAGACAUACUCAAGGACUGGUGCUACGAAGGAGUCUUUAACAUCUUAGCGACACCCAUCAAACAGUGCAAGCGGCUCGGAUACAGACUCGACUCCAAAAUACUCGAUAUCGAGCAAAUAGAACUCGUUAUGGGCAAAAUGAUGGAUCAGGGCCCCGUUCUGGUGAUCACUUUCCAGUCGCAGCAAAUUAUGUGUGUCCGGGAUGCCAAAAAUAAUGUCAUCGAAGGCGACCCCGAUAAGGUUAUGCGAGUCAACUAUGUGUGGGUCCUGUGUCGGGACCCGCAGGAGUUGAACCCGAAGGCCGCUUGGAGACUCCUAGAGCUCUCCGCUAACAGCGUAGAGCAGUUGAUAUAG
Messenger RNA from Cydia amplana, 1338 nucleotides. RefSeq names its product mitochondrial import inner membrane translocase subunit TIM44. Gene Ontology annotation, cellular component: mitochondrial inner membrane. The transcript is spliced from 7 exons. Gene Ontology annotation, biological process: protein import into mitochondrial matrix. The record is from RefSeq and is a predicted model, not a curated record. The annotation marks the transcript as partial. Gene Ontology annotation, molecular function: protein-folding chaperone binding. Lineage: Eukaryota; Metazoa; Arthropoda; Insecta; Lepidoptera; Tortricidae.